AGGAGAAGGCUGGUUUGCCUCGCCUCUUCGACUUCCUUCCUUUCAAGCGUGGCGAUUGUGACGCUGAGCGCCGGCUGCGCCCCGCGGCCCCAGGGUCGAUAGGGGCUAUCGGGGACUCUGACAUUUGCUUCGUGGAGGGGCGCCCUACUUGCAGAUGUUGCCUUCGGUCGCGGUCCCUUCCCUGCAGCUCUACGUCUGGUUGCGCAGGCGUCUUACCUCUUGGAUUUGAACGGCUCCUGCCAGUCGUCCGCAUUGUUGAGAGCAUCGGAAGAUGUCGUGGGUAGGGUUUGCGCUUAAUCGCCCCGACGAAGAUGUGUUCGAUGAAGACGCGGAUGAACUGGACCUCGCCCAGAACGAAUGGAAGAGCACCAUGAAGAAACGAGUCAAGGAAGGCUAUAGGGAGGGAGUUGAAGCUGGGAAAAAGCUGACACUUCAACAAGGUUUUAAUAAGGGGUAUGAAGAAGCAGCAAAGCGGAUGUUCUCCUGUGGCCAGCUGAAGGGGCUUGCUCUCUUGUCUUGGUGUCAUCACAAAGGAUGUGAUUCUGCACCGCUGAGCGAGAUGACUGACCUGCUGAAUGAAGUAGGCAAAUAUGAAGAGAGUGUGCUUAAGGAUCUUAGCUAUACACAUUCACAACCUCAUGUUGGAGAUUUACUGGAUACUAUUGAGGACGUGGACCUUGGUCCUGUACUUUCACCGGAAAAACAGUGCAGUAGAACUACAGGUGAAACAGCCUGUGAAAAUGGCACAGAGCCUAAUGGAAACUGUUGCAGAAAUGAUAAUGGGACAAAUUGCUUCCAAGGAGAAUGCUGUAGAAGGACAAACGAACACAGAGUUUCUGAAAGGCCAACCCUUACUCAGUUAAAAGACAAAGCCAUCAGUUUAGUGCAACAGUUAGGAUUGUCCCCAGACACAACAGAACAUAUCCAGCUGUUGCAAGGUUAAUUCAUUGUAUGAAAUGAGAUUUAUGGAUCUUUUUCUGCUGGAAAUACAGCGACAUCAACAGAUUGAACUUGCUGCUGAAAUUGAGAACUUGCAUUCAAAUAUUCUUGAAUAAAGCAACCUCUGUGUGUGAAGUCAA
Hemicordylus capensis (graceful crag lizard) is the source of this 1079-nucleotide messenger RNA. Its product is annotated as protein YAE1 homolog. The record is from RefSeq and is a predicted model, not a curated record. NCBI's taxonomy places the organism in Eukaryota, Metazoa, Chordata, Lepidosauria, Squamata, Cordylidae. The transcript has 3 exons. Bases 272 to 943 code for a protein of 223 amino acids.